This is a messenger RNA of Phlebotomus papatasi, 769 nucleotides long. RefSeq names its product probable chitinase 10. Gene Ontology annotation, cellular component: extracellular region. The transcript is spliced from 3 exons. The record is from RefSeq and is a predicted model, not a curated record. NCBI's taxonomy places the organism in Eukaryota, Metazoa, Arthropoda, Insecta, Diptera, Psychodidae. The coding region runs from base 83 to 721 and encodes 212 amino acids. Gene Ontology annotation, molecular function: chitin binding.
GUGUAAUGUUCUACGCGAGCAACCUAUUUGUGCUUUUUUUGCUACAAUUAUCAUCUAUACAGGGGUACUUUUCUAAGGUACCAUGAAAAAGUGUGCAAGAAUUAUAAUACUCGCUCUUGUGAGCCUGCAAGUAAGUCAAAUUUUGGCGCAAUUGGAAAUCCCUCCAGAAUUCUGUGUUGACCAAGUUCCCGGACACCAUGCACAUCCAACUGAUUGUACUGCAUUUAUCUAUUGUGUUAUUGAUGCAGUCGAAGGACUAGGGGGACACUGCCCUUAUGAUCUGCAUUUCAGACCAGGGGAAAAUCCUGGUGAAGGUACCUGUACCUAUCCAGCACUUGCUGGAUGUGAUCCCGAUGCUGGUGGUCCUGGCGAUAGAGAGUGUGCUGAGGGAGAUUUCUGGGAUGACAGAGUUCCUGGUACUUGCAACAGGUACUUCAGGUGCGUGAAUGGUGAAAUCACAGAACGACAGUGCCCUGAUAAUCUGCACUGGCAUAAUGAACUUGGGCACUGUACAACGCCUGCCCUUUCCGAUUGUCCCUACCCUCUCUGUUCCGAGAAUCCACCUGAAGAGGGACUCGAGCUUCUGCCACAUCCAACUGAUUGUAAUCUAUACUACAUUUGCAUUGAUCAAGAGCCUGUACAGCGGUCAUGUGCACCAGGACAGCACUUCGACAGGAUCAACGGAUGGUGUACUACUCCAGAAGAAGCAGGAUGUGAAUAAUUUUUUUCAUUUUAAUAAAUACAGCUUUAUCUUGAUUUUUAAAAAAUC